Messenger RNA from Nestor notabilis (Kea), 1709 nucleotides. RefSeq names its product RAD54 homolog B (S. cerevisiae) (gene RAD54B). Lineage: Eukaryota; Metazoa; Chordata; Aves; Psittaciformes; Psittacidae. The annotation marks the transcript as partial. The record is from RefSeq and is a predicted model, not a curated record. Gene Ontology annotation, cellular component: nucleus. Gene Ontology annotation, molecular function: ATP binding; ATP-dependent chromatin remodeler activity; DNA translocase activity. Gene Ontology annotation, biological process: double-strand break repair via homologous recombination; reciprocal meiotic recombination. The transcript is spliced from 8 exons.
GACCACAAAGUGGAAGAAUUCAUCACUUCUCCACUCUAUUCAGUUAUGAUAAUCAGUUAUGAGAUGCUACUGCGAUCUUUGGAUCAAAUUCAGACUAUAGAAUUUAACCUCCUAAUCUGUGAUGAAGGACAUCGUCUGAAAAACAGCUCUAUUAAGACAAAUACAGCCCUUACUAGUCUGUCUUGUGAGAGGAGAAUUAUCCUUACUGGUACUCCAAUCCAAAAUGAUUUGCAAGAAUUUUAUGCAUUAAUUGAGUUUGUGAAUCCAGGAAUACUUGGUUCUUUAUCCACAUAUAGAAAGAUAUACGAGGAACCAAUUGUCAGAUCUAGAGAACCUUCAGCAACAAAGGAGGAAAAAGAAUUAGGAGAAAAAAGAGCAGCUGAACUCACACGCCUCACUGGACUUUUUAUUCUAAGAAGAACACAGGAGAUAAUAAACAAAUUUCUGCCCCCUAAAAAGGAGAACAUAAUCUUCUGCCGACCAGCAGCACUGCAACUUGAAUUGUAUCGAAAACUGCUUAGUUCUCGAGUUAUUAGGUCCUGUCUACAAGGCAGGCUAGAAAACAGUCCUCAUCUAAUAUGUAUAGGAGCUUUGAAAAAACUUUGCAAUCAUCCAUGUCUUCUGUUCAAAGCUAUAAAGGAAAAAAGCUGUGAUCCUAUGGCUGAUGAACACGAUGAGUCUAGCCUCUACGAAGGUCUAAUAGAUGUCUUUCCACAAGAUUAUACUUCAGACACUUUCUCUGAAACGGAUUCAGGAAAAUUGCAGGUGCUGGUGAAACUGUUGGCAGCAAUCCAUGAGCUCAAGUCUUCAGAAAGGGUCGUACUGGUAUCCAGUUACACACAGACAUUAAACAUAUUACAAGAGACAUGCAAACAUUAUGGAUACUCUUAUACUAGACUUGAUGGACACACUCCUGUCUCCCAAAGACAACAGAUUGUUGAUGCUUUUAAUAGUAAAUUCAGUCCAGCUUUUAUCUUUUUGCUGAGUUCAAAGGCUGGCGGAGUAGGACUGAAUCUGGUUGGAGCAUCUCAUUUGGUCCUGUAUGAUAUCGACUGGAAUCCUGCUACAGAUAUUCAGGCAAUGGCUAGAGUGUGGAGAGAUGGUCAGAAACAUACUGUACAUAUCUACAGACUGCUAACCACAGGCUCAAUAGAAGAAAAGAUUUAUCAAAGACAAAUCAGCAAACAAGACCUUUCUGGGGCAGUUGUAGACCUUUCCAAGACAUCUGAACACAUCCAUUUUUCCGUUGAGGAGCUUAGAAAUCUCUUUACUCUUCAUGAAGAUUCCAGCUGUGUUACCCAUGAUUUGCUUGAGUGCGACUGUAUGGGAAAGAAAGAUCAUCAAAAUCCUUCCUCAGAAAAUCCUUCUGUAUCCAGAAGUUGUCAGCUUGGACAAAACCAUGGGAAGUCUAAUUCAAAGAAACCACUCUCCAUGUCACAGUUGAUGCAAUGGAAACAUUUCUCUGGGCAACAUCAGACUCUCGCUGAUCCUUUUCUUGAAAGGAUAAAAGAGAAUGUUUCUUUCAUAUUCCAGAAUGUAACGAGUCCAACUUCCCCCACCUAAUAAAAACUGAAGUGUCUUUCCUGACCACUUACAUCCUCCUCCUCAUAGGUAAACAACUGAUGUGCAGUUGCAUCAUUGUGUUGUUCUUUUUGCCAAGUUCUGCUUUAUGUAUUUCUGAUGAGGUUUCUGGGUAAAUGGGAUUCCUG